Molecule: messenger RNA, 2339 nt
Organism: Portunus trituberculatus (swimming crab)
Lineage: Eukaryota; Metazoa; Arthropoda; Malacostraca; Decapoda; Portunidae
Product: alpha-protein kinase 1-like
Exons: 9
Coding region: 579-2264 (561 amino acids)
Source: RefSeq, a predicted model, not a curated record
GUUUUGUGGGUGUAGUGUGUUGGCUGCGUGAUGCCUCGUACCUGUUGAGCGCGUGGUUAGUUUGUAGUUGCUGUUGUUAUAGUAUGUGGCCGAGAACUUAGACCCGCACGCGUUGCUAACCAUUUUUAAGAAUAUCGUAAAGACUGGCGCCGCACACGUGACUUGGCUAACAACUUUACGAGAUGGGUGGCGGGACUCAGUGAACGCCAGCGCGGGGGAGCAUCUGGUGUCCUGCCGCGCUCUGCCCCACCGCACCAUGACACGCCCUUGAUAGAAGUGGCAGCCAUAGGGCGGCGCGGAGGGCGACAAGGAAAAAAUCACAACCACUACCUCACACCUUCGCUACUGUCACUACAGAAUGUUUAACAACACGUAGUACUCCCUCAUCCAUCACUACCACAUCCAUCACCAGCACAUCACCAACACACCACCACCACCAUCUCCACCACCACCAACACAACACCACCACGGCGACCACCACCAAGAUCUUCAACGACCUGAGCUGUGAGGUCGGCGGGUCGGGCGAGGCCGUGCAGGUGCAACACUACAAUGUCCUGGCUCGAUCCAAGACUACUAACAUGGACUCCGGCAGCAGGAACCUCCCCGCCCCGGACGCAAAGGAGAAGAACAAGAGCAGAGACGCGGCUUCCACAUCCAACGCCGCCGCCGCCGCUGCUGCCGCCACUUCCACCCGAGAGAAGAUCAUCAACAAGAGCAUCCCGCACAGGUUUUCCUUUAGAAGCGGGCCGGCGGACAAAGGGAAGAAACAGAUCAAGAGGGGUUUGAGUCUGAGUCUGCGGCGGUCAGCGUUGUGGAGCACGCUGCAUGCCAAGACGAUGGAAAUUCCCGAGAGACUGCGCCGGGAGGAACGCAAGUUGGCCAAGGUCCCUCGCCUUCAGAUUUGGCUCAGCACGGACCAGUCGCCUCGGGAACCUCCAGCGGGAGAGCAGCAGGUCCUGAACAACACCAGGGAGCCGCUGCCCAAAGUUCACCUGGAUCAGCCUCGCGCCAUCUACCGCAGCGCCAGCGAGGGGACCAAGUGGAAGAUCGUUGUGGACGGCUCCUCUCCGCCGCCCCAACGUGAUGGCAUCCCCGGCGUUUCCUACGACCGCAACGAGAGGCCGAAGAGCCCCGUAGAGAAGCAGCCCACGUGGCCCAUGACGCAGCCCCACUACUUCAACACGCGCCCCAAACUGACCCACCAGGACAACAUACAGCUGCAGCUUCUCCAUCAGCAACAACAAAAGCAGCAGCAGCAACAGCAGCAGCAACCCCCUCAACAGCAACAACAACAACAGCAGCAGCCAUCACAACAGCCGCAGCAACAGCAGCCACCACAGCAACAACAGCAGCAGAGGAGUGUCGAGGGUGAGCGUCGCCGUCUGGAGCUGCCCCGUCAGGACGCCGUGGCGGAGGAGACAGACACACGUGAAACUGACCCUCUCAAGCCCGACGAGGGGCAUCGGGACCUAUCGGACGCUAUAACCAGCGCCGACCUUCCUCCCCCUGUCCCCGCCCAAGCCCCCGCACGCUCUCAACGACCCCGCCUCCUCAAGACCCCUAAUUGCCUGGGUGUCGGCAAUCUGUGGCCACGCCGGUUUUCUGCAUCUUCGAGGUCGGGUUCGGAUGAGAAGAGCGACAUAUCGGAGGUUGGUGGAGGAGGUUUGGAAGCCGCCAGGAGGAAGUGCUCGCGGUCGGACAGUUUGCACAGCGACCAUGGCGGGCCCGAGAUGGUCACACUCUCUGUCAACUCUAUGUGUUCCUUCAGCGAGAGCGGCUCCCCAGGCUCCUCUCGUCUCUCUCUCCGCUCGGAGCUCUCCCGCACCCACUCCCUCUCUCAGCCACCACCGCGCUCUCGCUCCAACACUGUAGAGAAGCGAUCAAGUUUCCGUCUGCAGAUACCAGGUCAAGAUGGGUCGCGUCCCCGACGGCCAUCACUCCUCAGCCUUCGCUCUCUGGCUCGUUCCCUCAACCCGUAUUUCAGCAUCGACUAUGACUACGACUCCUUCGACUAUGACUCCACCCAGGCCGGCGCGCUGCCCUACCACCAGCAGUACCUGCCCGAGCCGGUGCCCAAGCUGUCCUUCACGCAGAAGCUUGCCUUUCCGACCCUCGUGCAGAACUCCAUCGAUCGACCCAAGCCUCGCGACCCGUACAUGGAGGCAGAACACAACAUGAACACCUUCGCCAAGAUCAUCACCAUCGUCGUGCUCGCGCUGGUGACGGUGCUGGUGCUCGGCGUGCUGUACAAGUUACUCCAUUAGUGCCGCGUCUCUCUCUCUCUCUCUCUCUCUCUCUCUCUCUCUCUCUCUCUCUCUCUCUCUCUCUCUCUCUCUCUC